This is a messenger RNA of Colletotrichum phormii, 866 nucleotides long. Its product is annotated as hydrophobic surface binding protein A-domain-containing protein. Gene Ontology annotation, cellular component: extracellular region. The coding region runs from base 101 to 607 and encodes 168 amino acids. The transcript has a single exon. The record is from RefSeq and is a predicted model, not a curated record. Lineage: Eukaryota; Fungi; Ascomycota; Sordariomycetes; Glomerellales; Glomerellaceae.
GGUCAAUCAGCAGCCUCAGAUCCAUAUUCAGAUCCAUACCUCUUUAUUCAAGCCUAGCUCUCGUUCGUAUCAGUCCACAGAGACCUUAACAGCAGACACCAUGCUUCUCAAGUUCUCCCUCCUCGGCCUCUUCGCCACCUCCGUCCUCGCCGACGGCGCCGCCAUCGUGGCCGCCAUGGACGAGAUCGCGGCCCAGAAUACGGAGCUGGGCGACACCGUGUCGUCCUGGGACGGCGGCCUCUUCGGCACGCUCCCCAUCAUCAUCGACUCCACCAAGCUCCUCAUCAAGAUCAACGAGGCCACAAAGGUCGCCGAGGACUCGGAGCCGCUCAGCGCCCUCGAGGCCAUCGGGGUCGCGCAGUCGACGCAGAAGCUCGCGGGCGGCGUGCAGACCACGCUCACUGCUGUCGUCGACGCCAAGCCCAAGUUUGACAGGCUCCUGCUGAGCCCGGUCAUCCUGCUCAACCUCAAGUCGGAGAAGAGCGCGACGGACAAGUUCAGCGCGGCUGUCGUUGAGAAGGUCCCUGAGGCGCUGCAGGCCGCGGCCAAGACGCUGGUUGCUGGGAUUGAGACGUCGUUCAACAAUGCCAUUGCCGCUUACAGCUAAGUCAAUGGAUGAGUUGGCUGGGGUAGGAACGGUUCUGGGGAUGGGACGGUUAAUUAUAAUGAGGAACGACCACUGCUGGGUUGGGGCGGACUUGAUGGGACUAAACUAUGAAUCUCUUCUGUACAUACUUGGUGUCUUCUGAUUCCUCUUCAGACAGAGCAAGCAAAAAUAUUGAGUCUAUCUCACACAUCGUCACAGUUCCAAGCCUGGAUCCAUGCAUCAUCACACAAUUGGAUGGGCAAUGCAAGACAAACAUACG